AUGCCUCUCGACGGAGUCAAGAACAUUGUCCUGGUCCUCUCAGGCAAAGGCGGCGUCGGCAAAUCCUCCGUCACGCUACAGCUCGCCCUCGCCCUCACGCUGCAAGGCAAAUCCGUCGGCAUCCUCGACAUCGACCUGACCGGCCCGUCCAUCCCGCGCCUCGUCGGCCUCGAAGACGCCAAAAUCACCCAGUCCCCCGCCGGCUGGGUGCCGGUCCCCGUUCACAGCGCAACCGACAAUGCAACCGGCCCCGCCACCGGCUCCCUGCGCUGCAUCUCGCUGGGCUUCCUCCUCCGCGACCGCGGCGACGCCGUCAUCUGGCGCGGCCCCAAGAAAACCGCCAUGAUCCGCCAGUUCCUCUCGGACGUCUCGUGGGGCGAGACCGAUUACCUGCUUGUGGAUACGCCGCCCGGCACGAGCGACGAGCAUAUCGCCCUCGCGGAGCAGCUGCUUACCACGGCGACGACGGAUGCGGCAGCGGCAGCGGCCGGGGGGAGGCCGCGGCUGGCGGGGGCGGUGCUUGUGACGACGCCACAGGCGAUUGCGACGUCGGAUGUGCGCAAGGAGGUGAACUUCUGUGUCAAGACGCGGAUUCCGACCCUCGGGGUUAUUGAGAAUAUGUCGGGCUAUGCGUGUCCGUGCUGCGGGGAGGUGUCGAAUAUCUUUUCCAGUGGCGGUGGGCGUGCCAUGGCGCAGGAGAUGGGGAUUAAGUUUCUCGGGGUUGUGCCGGUGGAUGUCAAGUUUGGUGAGCUCGUCGAGGGCGGGAAGAUCCAGGAUGGGAGUGACAGUGAGGACGAGGGGGAGACGGCGCGACAGGAGCCAGAGCCUGAGGCGGUGGAUGACCGGCCGCUGGUGGAGCGGUAUAAGGAUUGCUGGUCGUAUCCACGGUUCGAGGAGUUUGCGCGCACGUUAAUUGCGGAUAUAGAUGGAGCUUAG
Molecule: messenger RNA, 936 nt
Organism: Aspergillus terreus NIH2624
Lineage: Eukaryota; Fungi; Ascomycota; Eurotiomycetes; Eurotiales; Aspergillaceae
Product: Mrp/NBP35 family ATP-binding protein
Exons: 2
Coding region: 1-936 (311 amino acids)
Biological process (GO): iron-sulfur cluster assembly
Cellular component (GO): cytosol
Molecular function (GO): ATP-dependent FeS chaperone activity; ATP binding; 4 iron, 4 sulfur cluster binding
Source: RefSeq, a predicted model, not a curated record